This is a messenger RNA of Oppiella nova, 2023 nucleotides long. The record is from the annotation of a GenBank genome assembly. Lineage: Eukaryota; Metazoa; Arthropoda; Arachnida; Sarcoptiformes; Oppiidae.
CGAUUAUUUGCAAAACAAUAACACAUUUGCAGUGUUGAGGCAAACGUCAGUUCAUCUCAUGGGUGACCACUGAUUGUCCAUCAGAUCAAUGCAUCACUUCACUGACACAUGGAUUCAAUGGAUGUGUUGGUUGUGAGCAGUGACGCAAUGGCGCCGAAGAUGUGUCACUCAAAUGAUGUCAAUCUUUGUGUCAAUGAUUUGGUGAAUGAGUUGAACGAAGAAAACAGUCGACUCUUAAGUGAAUUGCAGAUCACCUCUCAUUUGAUCCAAUUAUGCCAUAAGUACCACAACUUUGUGACACAAUUUUACGCCAAUUGUCACUGUAGUGAACAAAUCACACAAAAGGAUGUCUUCAAUGAACUGCAACUCCAAUACAAUUGUAUUAAUACUCUAUUAGAGAACCGAUUUGCCGAAGACAUCACCACUGGAUCUAAUGAGAGACCGAAAACUAAGAUAUUCAGUGGAAAUACUGUGCAAACGAUAUCCAAACGAGUGGUUGAAGUGAAGACAAGUGGAGGCCAUCACAAGAAGAAUAAAAACAAUUUAGUGAAACCCCAAGAAAUAGAUCCAAAGAAGGAGUCAAUUGAUGGACACAAUGAUGUGAAACGCAAUCAGAGGCACGACUUUAUUCAUCCCAAGCCUAUUUUGGGCGAUAAGAGCUUAGACGUGACUGAUCCGGGUGAUGAUGACUAUGAUGAAGUGGUGGGCUAUGUGUGUGAGUACGACAACUGCGAGUACUUCAACCGAAAUAAGGGUAACGUUUCGCGACAUAUCUCUAAAAUGCAUUUAAAUAAGAGACCACUUGUUUGCGGUCAAUGCGGACAACCAUUUUGGGGCCGAAAGCGUCUCUUCGAGCACAAGAAGGCCAACCAUUUCGGGAAUUUAAUCUAUAAUAUGAAUCGCAAACAAUACAAAUGCGAUUGGGAUUCGUGUGGCUAUCAGUGCCAGAGUGUGACAAACCUGAAGCUCCAUCGGCGCCGGCAUUUCGGCCACAAACCCUUCAAAUGUCCGGUCGAUCACUGCUUGUCCUCUUUCGUCACGAAUAGUGAACUCAAAACACAUACCAUUAGUGUUCACAGCAAUGAAGUGCCCUUUAAAUGCCUGUGGAGUGGAUGUGAACUGGCCUUCAAGACUAAGCAACGCCUCAAAUGUCACUCAUAUGUCCACAACAAUGAGUGGCCGUAUGUCUGCGAGUGGCCGGGAUGUGAUGCGAAAUACGCGAAAAAUUCCGAUUUAAAAAUGCAUCGACUGUGCGUUCACUCGGAGAACAAGCCCUACCCGUGCGAAUGGCCCGGUUGUGAGGCUAAGUUCAAGACUAAAAAUGGGCGACGCGUUCAUAAUUUUACACAUACGGGCGAGCGCCCGUACCGGUGCGAGUGGCCCGGCUGUGAGGCCAGUUAUUAUAUGCCAUCGAAACUAAAUAGACAUAAAUUAUCACACAAUGGCAUCAAGAAGUACCAGUGCUCGUGGCCUGACUGUCAUAUGAAGUACACGUGUUCACAAGAUAAAAUACAGAAUAUGUUUGUCAAGAGAUGCGACAAAAAGUUAUCCAAAGAUAUUGCGGACCAAUACGACAAAUGCGACUCCGAGGCCAGCGAUUCACUUAAAGAGACGGUUCAGAAGUGUGCGAAAGAAGUCUGUAAUACUGAGGGAAAGUUUGACAAAACCGAUGUCUGUUGUUAUGCCAUCAAACCAAAUGCGAUGUUUGCCUGUUUUGAGCGGACUGUCCAUGAAAUAGAGGCCAAUGAAGCGAAAACGAAAGGCCAGGCAAACGACGAGUUGCACCGCAAGAAUAUGCACAACGCGGCGAUGAUUGUCGAAUGCUAUGAAGAAAUAGAUGACGACUAGAGCUGAGCGUCAAAUGUGUUGCAAACGACGGAUUCAUUAAAGUAUACAAACAUUUAUUACAAAUAUAAUGCUUUUGAAUAAAUGAAUUUCUUUAUUAAAUGCUAUAUUGUAUGCAACCAAUAGACUAAUGGAUGUAAGAAAUGAAAUAAUAAAAUGUUAUUUAUGAUAAUCUGAA